Messenger RNA from Sorghum bicolor (sorghum), 1143 nucleotides. Its product is annotated as probable acetyltransferase NATA1-like. The coding region runs from base 127 to 831 and encodes 234 amino acids. Gene Ontology annotation, molecular function: N-acetyltransferase activity. The transcript has a single exon. NCBI's taxonomy places the organism in Eukaryota, Viridiplantae, Streptophyta, Magnoliopsida, Poales, Poaceae. The record is from RefSeq and is a predicted model, not a curated record.
UUGUUUGAUUGAUGAGUAUAAAUAAAUAAAAUAAACAGAUCCCCGAUACACCACACCGCCGUUCCAUUCUUCCCGUUUCUCUACAUACCUGAUACCUACCUACCACUUGUUGAGUCCUGACGAUCGAUGAUGGCGGCGGCCAACUCCAGCACUUUCUCCGGCGACGUGUGGGCGGAACUCCGCCUGACGGACGCCCGCGACGUGCCGCACAUCCACCGCCUCAUAUACCAGAUGGCCGAGUUCCAUCUCCUCACCGACGUCUUCGCCGCCACCCAAGAGCUCCUCACCUCCACGCUCUUCCCCUCGCCGACGCCGACGCCGCCCUUCACCUCCCUCACGGCCCUCAUCCUCGACGUAUCCCGCUACCCGCUCGUCCCGGACUCCUCCACCACCAUCGCCUCCCGCCGCCUCGACCUCUCCGCGUUCCCCCCGCUCGAGGACCCGGAGGCCGCCGCCGGCUUCGCCUCCCCGCGCGGCGGCGGGCGCGUCACGGCCGGGUUCGUCAUCUGCUUCCCCAACUACUCCGCCAUGCUCUCCAAACCCGGGCUCUAUAUGGAGGACAUCUUCGUGCGCGCCCCCUGGCGCCGCCGCGGGCUCGGCCGGACCAUGUUUUCUGCCAUCGCCGGCAAGGCGGCCGAGCUCGGGAUGGGGCGGGUCGAGUGGUGCGUGAUGGACCGGAACAAGAACGCCAUCGACUUCUACGAGGGGAUGGGCGCCGAUGUGCUCCCGCAGUGGCGCAUCUGCCGGCUCGCCGGCGCAGCGCUCGACAAGUACAGGAGCAGCCACAGCAAGGAGGAGGAGGAGGAGGAGGAGGCGGCUGCUGCAGAGUAGGAGCCGGAUAUUGCUUCUUGACAGUGCCAAUAAUUAAUGAAGGUGGUGGAUUUUUGCUUCCGCUGCUUACCGCGCCCAUGCAUGCAUGGUCUACGUACAUACGAUUAGUGCAUCUGAUCAGCUCAUCAGGGCGCGCGAUCGGGGCAAUUGGGACUUGUUGUGGUACAAACCUUGGUGCAUCGAUCAUUCUCUUAUGCUAAAUUAUCUUCUGAUUUGAUGCAAGUGUGUCUUUAUGAUUAGCCAUUUCAGCCUCAACAUGCAUCUUUAGGGCCGCGCUUGAAAUGAAUCACUGCUUGACCAAGGGAAAUUCCA